GCCGCCGGCGCGGGGCGGCUGCCGCUGGGGCGGCGGCUGCUGGUGGCGGCGGGCGUCGGGGGCGCGGCGCUGGCCGGCUGGCUCUACCUGCGCGCCCAGAAGGAGCAGCAACGGAAGCUGCGGCGGCUGCGGGAGCUGAAGAAGCUGUCGAUCGGGCAGGGCGACUUCCAGCUGCUGGACCACACGGGGCGGCCCCGCACCAAGGCCGACUUCCUGGGGCAGUGGGUGCUGCUCUACUUCGGCUUCACCCACUGCCCCGACAUCUGCCCCGACGAGCUGGAGAAGCUGAGCCGCGUGGUGGAGCUGUUGGACCAGGACCCGGCCCUGCCCCGCGUCCAGCCCCUCUUCGUCACCGUGGACCCCGAACGGGACGACGUGGCGGCGGUGGCCCGCUACGUGCGGGACUUCCACCCGCGGCUGCUGGGGCUGACGGGCAGCCCCGAGCAGGUGCGGGAGGCAGGCAAGGCCUACCGCGUCUACUACAGCGCCGGCCCCAAGGACGAGGACGACGACUACAUCGUGGACCACACCGUCAUCAUCUACCUGCUCAGCCCCGACGGGCUCUUCAUGGACUACUACAACCGCAGCAAGACGGACACCAAGAUUGCCCAGAGCGUCCGGCGCCACAUGGAGACCUACGAGUCCCUCUUCAGCUGAACGCCGGCUGGCGCGAGGGCAAUAAAGGUUCCUGCUGGGCA
This is a messenger RNA of Rhea pennata, 698 nucleotides long. It is a transcript of the gene SCO2, whose product is annotated as protein SCO2 homolog, mitochondrial. Gene Ontology annotation, molecular function: copper chaperone activity; copper ion binding. The transcript has a single exon. The record is from RefSeq and is a predicted model, not a curated record. Gene Ontology annotation, cellular component: mitochondrial inner membrane. Gene Ontology annotation, biological process: intracellular copper ion homeostasis; mitochondrial respiratory chain complex IV assembly. The annotation marks the transcript as partial. NCBI's taxonomy places the organism in Eukaryota, Metazoa, Chordata, Aves, Rheiformes, Rheidae.